Molecule: messenger RNA, 855 nt
Organism: Cavenderia fasciculata
Lineage: Eukaryota; Evosea; Eumycetozoa; Acytosteliales; Cavenderiaceae
Gene: smlA
Exons: 2
Coding region: 1-855 (284 amino acids)
Biological process (GO): regulation of aggregate size involved in sorocarp development
Source: RefSeq, a predicted model, not a curated record
AUGGAAAGUGCUCAUAAAGAAGAUAAAAAAGUAGAAACUAUCAAAAAGAGUCUAGCAACUGCUAUACAGAACAGUCCUUUGGGAUACCAUGUAGACCACGGGGUUAUGGAAAAGUUCUACCAAUCCUACCAAGCCAGCAACAAGUUCAAUUUGGAAAACUCACUAUUGUGCGCUAGCAACUUUGAUGUAGAUCGUGCCCUCACUUUGAAAGAACCCGUAGAUCCAGCUGUUCUUGUUGGUGUUCCAUAUAGUGUCACUACCAAUCUUGUCAUGUACAUGGACAGUGUGUGGUUGGACCAUUUGGAAGUUCAAGUCAAACCAAUUGCCGUCUUUUCAAAGUACAUUGAUACCAUUGAAUCCACCGGUGGAUCUUACAAUCUCAUCAAGAAAAAAGGAUUUGAGAGAAAGGAAGCAAGUCAAAGAACCCUUGCCUCUUAUUUCCCAGGUUUAAAGGCUUGCGAUGAAACAUUGGAUGUAACAUCUAAAUAUUCCUAUUCUCAGACCACUUUGGUUCAUCCUUCUACAACUGUUCCUCAUACAGUUCAAUUGGCUGCCGGUUCCUAUGUCACCUACCAAUCAGCAAUUCUCUAUGCUUGUCGUAUAACAUUUACUGAUGAGAGCGAAGACCCAGAAGAUUGGAUCAAAUAUGCAGAGGACUACUUUAAGAGACCUGAAAAUGAGGGUCUUAGAUACAAGAUUGGUCCCAACAGAAGUAUUUAUAUUCUAUUUACGGUAUACAGGGAUCAGAUGAUUGUCAAACCAUACAAUGAUGAUCUGUAUUCCCCAGUUCCAUUUGAUGAACUAGUAGAGUAUUGCUUUAAUAGAGGCUUUACAAGAUGGGCCAAUACCAAAUAA